CACGAAUAUACAAACUACAGCCAAGAGCAUUCACUAACCAACGCGCGUCAUCGAGACAAUCGAACAUCAUGACUUCAGCGAAAGACCUCAAGAUGAUUGACCUGCACAUCGCAUCUCUUGUCGUUGAAUCCUUGAAGAAUCCCAAAAAUGCUCCAGCCUGCAUUCCCGUUCUUUCUGACGGCAUGGCGUUCAUCAAAUCGGGCGAUACUUGGGAAGGGCACCUUCGGUCGAAAUUCAAAAACCUCCUAGACCUUGCGCUCAAGUUCAUCAGUACGCCAUUCACUGACGAACAGAUCGACGAGAUGGAAAAGAACCUGUGGGUAUGCAAGUGCGACAUGCGCGACUACGUCCCAAAGCGCUUCCACGAACAGCCUAUGAGGCAUCGUUCCGGCGUCGUCGACCACAGCUUCCCGCGCGUUACUAUGAGCCUCGCGAGCGCAGUCUGUCAGGCUCUUGAGGACGUGACACCAGCCUCCCUCGACAAAGCCGGCGCUCGUGGCAAAUGGCCGCCGUCGACGGCCUACCUCCUCCCCAACGGCCCGUUCAAGGUCAUCGAGGCCUGCCUGCAGUGGCUCAAGUACACCGAGAAAACCUUCAAAACGCAGACAUUUCCGAUCGCCUUCCUCACGAACCUUAUGAAGUUCUGCCCUUCGCUUCGUCGCCCAGUCGCUGAAAGCGCGGAGCUGCGCGUCUACCUCGCCAAGCGCUUUCACGACACGUUGAUCUCGCUCGAGACCGGCUAUAAUCCUCCCCUCAUGUUUCCUAUCCCGAUCCACAGCAUGCGUCAUCUGGGCCAGUUCUGCGACGCGGUCCGCGACGGAUGUGAGGAUUGGAAUGACUGGCUCGCGCCGAUCGCGCCGGAGCUGUACAAGGACAUCGGCCGCUUCCUGCAGGUGCUUCCGCGCCUCGACAUCGACGACGAUGAGCGCGAGGAUCAUCUGCGCGUUUAUGGAAACAUCGAGCGCUCCGUCUGGGAGGCGCUUCCCGAGGCGACGCGCCCCCAUCGCGACUGGCCCUCCCUCGACGACGCCCUCGCAGACCUCAUGCGCCCGCACUGCCUGCUCUUCAAGAAGCUCGCGGACCUGCAGGAGCGCCGCGAAUGCUUGAGCCCGAUCUGCUUCCGGCCCGCGGAGUACCAACCCGCGGGGAUGCGCGUCUGCGCAUGCCGCGUCGCCGCGUACUGCUCGCGAAACUGCCAGCGCGAGCACUGGCGGUGGAAGAAGGCGCCGCACAAGGAUACGUGCGCGGACAUCAAGCAGGCGUAUGAGGUCUUCAAGGAGGUGCCGAAGGAAUUCCGGCAUGGCCUGAGCGAAGAUGGAUACCAGAUCUUCAGGAAGGGAUUGGAAGGUGUUGGGUACACGGAGGAACAAGGCGGGGAGGUCUUCGUAGCGCUGGAGGAGUUGGAGCACGCUCGAGAGGCCUUACAGCAGAAGAAGUCCGUCGUCGUCCGACGCUGACCCAUACGAUAUUCAAGCUCAUCUACUGUGUGAUUUUCUUGUACUGAUACGUGUUGAUCGACGCAUAUGAUCCAAUCUACUCGUGGGCACGGGCUUCGUGCAAAGCACCAGGCGCACCCUCUCAGGUCUCUUGCUCUCCAAAUGUCUACGUGCUACGAAGAGCCUCUAUCGAAGUGUCUGGACACGCUCGUUAACCACAUUGACUGG
Molecule: messenger RNA, 1664 nt
Organism: Schizophyllum commune H4-8
Lineage: Eukaryota; Fungi; Basidiomycota; Agaricomycetes; Agaricales; Schizophyllaceae
Exons: 3
Coding region: 69-1457 (462 amino acids)
Source: RefSeq, a predicted model, not a curated record